Molecule: messenger RNA, 4744 nt
Organism: Poecilia reticulata (guppy)
Lineage: Eukaryota; Metazoa; Chordata; Actinopteri; Cyprinodontiformes; Poeciliidae
Gene: synm
Product: synemin, intermediate filament protein
Biological process (GO): intermediate filament cytoskeleton organization; fast-twitch skeletal muscle fiber contraction
Cellular component (GO): costamere; neurofilament cytoskeleton; sarcolemma
Molecular function (GO): intermediate filament binding; vinculin binding; structural constituent of muscle
Source: RefSeq, a predicted model, not a curated record
UCCUGUGACUGUGAUGCGUUCAGGACCCGCCCUCCUUCUCCUCCUGCACUUGUCAAAGGGCACCGAUCGCAAAUUACAUCACACUUSAGCCCACYGACGCACACGCAAAUAACCCAUCUGCACGCAGCAUUUUCGAAACCGAAUUUUAAUAAUAACAGAUCAGAAUGCUUCCUUUCAAGAGAACUUUUGACMGCGAAAAACAGCAACUGCAAGAGCUGAACAGCAGACUUGCUCAGUAUCUAUCCAGGACCAAGCAGCUGGAGCAAGAAAACGCGCAUCUGAUAGCUGAAAUUAACAAACUGAAGCGCGGCAGCGGGACGGCGGAAUGGGAGCAGAGGUACAAAGCAGAUAUGAAGGAUCUGAGGAGAAUGGUGGGGCAGAUCUCCUUCGAGAAGUCCCAGGCGGAGAUGGAGAGGGAGAAGCUAUGGCGAGAGUUGCAAACGGUCCGGUCUCUGUGCAGCGAGCAGACCGAGGCGUGCAGGGACGUCAGCGGCGAGCUGAAGGGCUGCGAGCAGGAGCUGCAGCAGGCGCACAAAAUUAACAGCGAUCUGCAGCAGCGGCUCCUUCAACUGGAGAGCGAGUACAAGCUCUUAGAGGACGCGCACAGGCAUGAGACGGCCAAGCUCCGGCAUCAGGUGGAGUCCCGGGUAGUGCCCAUCAUCACGCAAACUUAUCACGGACCCCCGGUGGUUUCCGUGGAGGAGGUGCAGGAGUACGCCCGCGGGCUGUCCGAGGGAUGGAUAGAGACGUUUGAAAUGUACCAACAGAAAGUGGAAGAGAUGGAGCAGUCGAUCAAAGCGGACCAGGCGAGGCUGUGCGACCUACAGAAGGAGAAGAUGCUGUACGCGUCCGAGCUGGGCAAACUGCGCACGGAGGCGGAAAAACAGGGCCAGGUUCAAAUGCGCCUGGAAGAGGAGCUCAUGCACAUGCAGGACAAAUUCCGAGUGGAUUUAAGUGAACACCAGAUAAUUAUUGAGCAGCUGGAACAUGAGAGAAACAUUCUGGCUGAGGCUAUGGAAGAGAAAAUGAGGGAACAUCAACACCUUCUCCAAGUGAAAAUGGAUCUAGGCAUGGAGGUGGCAGCGUACAGGACUCUCCUGGAAAGUGAAAGAGUUGGUAUGCAAGGUGCUAACAGGAGGAUGUCCCAACAUCAAAGAGAGAGAAUAAUAGAUAUCAAGGUGCCUGCCCAACAGUACUCUCCAAGAACUUCAACCUUAACCUCAAGAAGACAUAUAGAUAUGCGGUAUGCAUCACCAAUAAACCUGAGAAGACCACCUGUGACCUCUUCUGGGUCCAUAAGUCCCUCCAGGGUCAUUCCCAUUUCAGUUGCAGGAAGGGCUCGGCAUCAGAGUCCAGCAUCCAGAAGGGAUAUGAUCUCGUUCAGCAAAGCUCGGGCUGCCACUUCUGAGCCUACUACUGGUACCAAAAUUGGCCAGGAUAAAAACAAAAUAAGUAAGCCUGCACAGAAAACGGUAGCAGAGGAGAAAACCAUGAGAUUCGAACAGGUCCCUUAUGAAAGCAAAGCCAGUUUUUCACCAGAGACAAAGUCGGUAAGAGUGCUGUCACCCCCAGCAAAAAGUAUUGCUCAAACUGUCACAGAAAGCAAAAGGCAGGUGUCCAAUGAGAAAGAGAAAGGUUAUGCUCAAGAUAAGUUCAAAGACAAAGAGAAGGCAGAACCUAUAAUUGAAAAAAAGAUACUGGACUCUGUAUCUGUAGAAGAGAUUAUUGAGAAAGUGAUCAAACCUGCAGGUUUAGAAGCCAAGGCAUGUUCAUCGGGAGAGUCUAAGGUCAGGUAUCAUGUGGAGAAAAGUGAACAGGAAGAUGGCACUACUAAGACACAGAUUGUGCUGGAGUCCAAAUUUGAAGAAGAGAUGGAUGUUUCUGAGGACUCUGCCCUGGAGGAAUUCCUGAGCCAGGGUGUGAAGAAGGUAUCACUGGAGGACAUAGAAGAUACAGCAACAGGUACCAUGAUUAAGAACCUUCUAAGUAGUCUUCAAGGGGGAGAAAACAUGGAAAAUAAGUCAGUCAAUGUGGAAAUUAUUGAGGAGCCCAUUGAGUCUUUCAGUGAUGAGGAACUUGAAGAUGAAAUAAAAAGAAAAUCAAGUUCUUAUGAGCCCUCAAGAUAUUUCCAAAUUGAGGAGAUGGAAAACGUAACUCACGAAUAUGAAGAAGAGAAGAGUGAUGAUAAUGCCAUAAUAGCCUCCAAAAGAGGCACAGACCAGCCCACUGGUGGAUCUGUGCAUGUUCAGGAGUUCUCUAGAGAAAACAAAUCUCCUAACUUCUCCUGUGAGCAGGAGCAGGAGUUUCAUGAGUACUUUGUGUCCACACCAGACGAAAAUCUUUCUGAACCUGAGGAUGGUGGAGGAAUAAUGUCAUAUGGCCAUUAUGGCAUUGUAGAUGAUCUGUCUGAUGAGAGGUAUUACCAAGAUGAAAGUCUUCCCCAGAGAAAAGUGAUAGUAGAGGAAAGCGAGGAAUACCAGUACAAGUCAAGCAAUCACUCGUUCCCCAAGGAAAGUUUUCCAGAGUGCAUAAUUGAAGAAGAAGUUCGGGUAUCGCCUGUAGUGCAAGAAUCCAUGCUUGAGUUCCUGAGAGAGGAUUCUUUGGAACCCAAAGAGCAGCUGAAGGGAGCCUUGGAGACACUACAGAGCUCAGUCUCUGGUCCCCUGAGGGACGAAUUGGCUUUCCUCACAAAAAUGAGCAGCGAAAAUCCAGAAAACGUGGCAAUCAAAAAAGUCGAGCAGUCAAGUGAUAAUGGAACUAUGACUAUAGUUGCAGAGCUAAAUGUCUCACAAACCCUUGAAGACUCUGGGCUGUUGGAGGAAGGAGAUGAUAUUUCCGAAGAGCAGAUAAUGAAAGCUCUCAGAUCUUCCAACCUGGAUCUUGAAAAGGCCUUCCAAGGAGGAGCAGGUUCAGGGUACAGCAUCAGAGUGUCCAAAGAAGAGGGGGUUGCAUAUGCUGAGGGCUUUGAAGGCUUUGGCAGCAUAGAGGAAUCUGCAUCUAAAAUAAUUGAGAAACACAUAAAACUGGAACCAUCAGAAAAGUCCUUCACCUUCCAGAUGGAGGAAACGGGUGAUCAUGGUGAGAAGAGCUCAGAGCAGUCCCAACUCUUCGAAAAUCCAGAGAAGAUUUCUACUGAAAAAAGAGUUGCAACAGUUUACCUUGAAAGGCCCUUAGAAGACUGACCGGGAUUUUUUUUAGAAAGUGUAAACAUUUAUACAUAAGCUUUAUGCAACAUGGCAGUGCCACUGCUAACAUAUGCUUUAACAAUGACAUACUGAUGCAGAUAUGGUGACAUUAGAACUACAAACCCCAGUCAAUCUAUCAUGACAAAAUUUGGAUGUUGGUUACAAUCUUUGUAUUAACUUCAUUUUCACUUUCAUGUAGCUUGGCUUAUACACUUUGUAUUUUUUUGGUAUUAAACUUCUUUGUGGCGCUUUUAAAAGCCUAUUCCACAGUUUACAGCAGACCACUAACUCAGUCAUCAUGUGCCAAAUUGUUGAAUCUUUUGGAACAACACUUGUUACAGACCAACACGGCACUGGGAGUUAUGGGUGCUGUGCACCGUUUGCAGAUUGGGACUUCUUGUGCCUUGAGCACCUUACCAAAAUGGAGUGAUGUUGGUAGAUGUUACAUUCUGAGGACAUAUGUUACAUUUAAAUGAAAUUACUGAAUAUUAAGAAUGGAUUGAGUUAGGAUUUCACGUGGAAAGUGUCUACUGAAUGUGACAAAAAACUAGCUAUAUUUUGAUUAUCUACCUUUAUUCAUUAUUAAUAAGAAAUUAUGUAUGUUUUAGGAAGUAAAAUGUGUUUUGAGCAACAGAUAUAAUUUACAAACAGAGAAAAAGUUGUUUGUUUUAACAAUAUAUUCACAUGUUAUUUCACACUGCUGUGAAUUAUUGGAUUGACGACAAAUAUUCAAGAUUCACACUAGAUGAUGGGGUCAAGUUGAAAUCCUUAAUCAAUAACUUUAAAGAAGUUUAUCUGCAUAUAAAUGAAGGCAAUAAGUAGAAGAAGCAGGAUACAUUCAAAAAUUCUAAUGAUAACUAAUGGUGAUAAUAUGGUUGUGAAACAUAUUGUGUAUGUUUGUGCAUAUAUCUAAGGUAUCACGGUGUUGGCAUGAUGGAUUCAGUUUUGCUCUGACCUAAGAGGGUUCAGGACUAUUUUUGGAUCAUCAGCUUAGUGGCAUUGAGUGUUCACAAGGUGUUGUUGUCUUGUGUGCUGUUUGCCGAGGCAGAAUUAGUGUGCAAUGCAUUCAGUCUGCUUAUUUGUUUCAGACAUUUUCAGCAUAUUUGAUUAUUACACUUUAUGCAGCAAUUCAUUCACAAAAUCGCAAUUUGUCAUUAUAUGUAGCACAGACAUGAGAUAUUUAGUAUAAACACACUUAUCUGUUAGAGCUCUUCACAAAGAAAGAUUUGUUGCGUUUAAGUGCCCAGAUACAUCAGGUUUCCACAUAUUUUCUGAUCUUUUCUCCAUUAACAUUUAUAAAUUUGGAAUACAUCUUCAUGCAAACUGGUAUCUGGAUACCAUGUGCCAACACAUUUUAUUCACCAAGAUUAAUAUAUGGAAAAUCUAUUGAUUUAUAAAGAGGAUAUGAGUCAAUGUUUAAUGAAUGAGGAACAAACAAAAUGAUAUGUAUUUCAUUUUAUUGAUUUCUGUUAAACAGAUGACACAACUGCUUUGGCUGAUGGGGCUUUCUGUAUUUCAUUGAUGAAUAUCUUAACAAUAUUAAAAUAUAUAUUAUAUAU